This is a messenger RNA of Cuscuta campestris, 2536 nucleotides long. Lineage: Eukaryota; Viridiplantae; Streptophyta; Magnoliopsida; Solanales; Convolvulaceae. The record is from the annotation of a GenBank genome assembly.
GUAACUCCCCAUGGAUUUAGGUUUCCGUCUCCUACAUUUCUUCCGGCCAGUAUCAAAUUCUUCCGCCCAUCCCAGUAGCGCAACAACAUGUUCUCUUCAUUGCUGGCCUCUGUAUCUAGCAUUGUCCCAGAUUUCUCCACACCGGCUGCCAUCCAUUAUCUGCUCCAAUUCGACGGCAAAUGGGACAUUCAUGGCGUAUUCUCCUACACAUACGCAUAUGAGAUUCAGAUUCCGCAUCACGCAUCAUUCACUGACUUGAUACAGGUGAUUCGUAAUACGGUCCCAUCAUCCUAUGAAAAGUCUGUUUUUAAGAUUUCACACGUCUCUGAUUCAUGUUCAAGUCAUGUUGUGAUCGACAAUGAUACGAGCCUUUACGCAUAUAUUCGGUUGAAGAGCAUUCACUGUGGGGUACGCGAUUUUCCCUUGUGUGUUGAAUUAACUAAUUUUUCAGCAUCUAUCGUUUCUGGAGGAGGUUUAGUCCUUUCGGAGUUACAUCAGCCUCUCCUUUGUCUUCAUUCCAUCUCCAAUUCAAGCGACUGCGAAGUUACUGAAUCAGACGCCUCUCUCUCUGAUUUAGAAGAAAACCGAAGAAUGUGCACUUUGGAUGAAGACUAUAUACCAAUCCAGCAAUUUUCCCCUGGCUUGGUAUUCGAAACAUUUAGGGUAGAUGAAAUACCUGAGAAUAAUGUCCAAACCAGCGAGCUUGACGGCAAUAACUAUCUUCAAUCCAACCCGUCUUCUUAUAGAAUGUCUCAGCAGGAGAUUGCAACAAUGAAGGAGAUGUAUGUUACAUCUCGGUUCGAUCCAACUAGAAUUGCUGUUGAUGCCAUUUAUGCCAGCAAAAAGGACCUCGACAUCCAUUUGAAGAUGUUAGCAAUCUCUAACCAGUUCCAGUACCGGAUUCGAACCUCAAAAAAAUCGUGUCUUCAUGUUGUCUGUGUGGAUUUUCCUCGUUGCACAUGGGCUGUUCGGGCAGUGCGUUUACCAGGCGUUGAGAUGUUCCAGAUCCGUAGGUACAACCAUGAACAUCAAUGCCCUAUUGAUGCUCGACAAGGCACAACACGUCAAGCUACGUAUCACAUUGUUGCUGAGCUUGUAAAACACAAAUUUUGUUAUGCAAUAACGAAGCCGUACCCCCACAUUUCUAUUCUCAGCGACAUGCGUAGGGAGCACGGAAUUGCAAUGACUUAUAAGAAGGCGUGGUUUGCAAAGGAGAAGGCCCUGGAAAUUUGUUUUGGGACAGUACAAGAUUCUUAUGCUUCUUUGCCAUCCAUGUGUUUUAUGCUGAAAAAAGCUAAUUCUGGUUCUAUGAUCAAACUCACUACUACGCCUGACCACUUGUUCAAAGUUAAGCAAGCCCUCAAGCACCGUCCUGUGGAAUAUAUCGUCUCAGACAGGCAUGAUGGAAUGAUCAAGGCAGUUAAAUCUGUUUACCCUAAGGUGGGCCAUGGCAAUUGCAUAUUCCACAUAUUUGGAAACAUCAAGUCUAAUUUCCAUGGAUCCGAAAAGUUCUUAUCUUGGAAGUUUUAUGGUGCUGCAAGGGCAGCUUUCGAAGUAGAGUGCGACCGAUAUUUGAAAUAUUUGGACAGAGAUGACCCCAGGAUCAUUCGUUACCUGAAAUCUAUCGGGAAAGAGAAGUGGGCCAAAUCAUGCUCGAAUCAACGUUAUUCUAUAAUGACCUCUAACCUUGCAGAGUCCAUGAACAAUGUUGAUGCUGUCCCCCGUGAAUACCCAAUUUCACAACUUGUUGAUUUUCUAAUUGGAAGGACUCAAAGGUGGUUUCACGAGCGUAGGGAUUUAGCAAACUCAACGUCAUCUACUUUAACAAAGUUCUACGAGUCGAAGCUAAAUGAACUACAUUCCGCCUCAGCUGUUAUGGAAGUUAGGCCAGCUUGUUCAUUCGAGUUCCUUGUCAUUGACAAGAAUGGUCGUUCGUUUGUAGUGAACUUUCAAAACAGGACGUGCACUUGCUGUGAAUUCCAGCUGGACCAUUUUGUGUGUGUUCAUGCGGUCGCUGCAACGCGUUGUCGAAGCGGUUUGUCUUGCUAUGAUUACGUCUCAUCCUUUUACACCACUACUGCAUGGAGAGCUACAUAUUCAGGCAUCAUACACCCCAUCCCAUCUAAAAAAUCUUGGGUUGUGCCCGAUGAGGUCGCAGAAGUUGUUUGCCUCCCACCAUCAUGCGAUAAACGUCCUCCUGGAAGGCCCAAGAAGCGAAGGAUCCUGUCCAAAGGUGAGCAUGCUAAGCGCCAGUCUUGCUCACGAUGCAAAUCUCAGGGUCACAAUAGGAAGACGUGCACUAAUCCCAUUUCUUUGAGUCGUGCUUGACUCCAUAUCAAGACGUUAUCAAGACAAUUUUUUUGUUGAUUCAUGGGUUUGUUUAGUCUGGUUUUACCGUUACAUUGAACACAUACAUUUAAUAUCAUUAUUGUCAUUUAUAUGCCUCUCCUUUAUCAUUUCAUCCUCUCAAUUACAAAAAAAUUGUUUACAUAACAUUUAAGCAUAAUGACUUCCUCCAUAAAUGUAACCAUUUCUU